AUCUGCUUCAUUUCUUUUCAACAAUGUCUUCUUCAAACCUUGUCUCUUCACUCUAUAUUGUAGCCAUUGCUUUCCUUCUCCAUACAGCUUUUGGAGCUGAUCCUUUAUUUCAUUUUUGUUCAAACCCUGAGAAUUUCACAGCCAAUGGACCCUAUGAAGCAAACUUGAACAAACUCAUAAGCUCCCUCUAUGUUCAAACUCCUCCCACAGGCUUCGGAAUGAGCAAAGUGGGUGACAAACCAGACCAGACAUAUGGGCUGGCUCUUUGUAGAGGUGAUGUUGAAACUUCGGACUGCAAAACCUGCGUUGCUGAUGCAAGCAGUGAGAUUCGCAAGCGUUGUCCAUACAACAAAGCAGCAAUCAUUUGGUAUGAUAACUGUCUUUUCAAGUACUCAGAUGAUGACUUCUUUGGCCAAAUUGACAACAAAAACAAGUUCUAUAUGUGGAACGUAAAAAGUGUAAGCGAUCCAGAGGCUUUCAACCAAAAAACAAAAGAAUUGCUAAGCAAACUGGCUAAAGAUGCUUACGCAACUCCCAAAUUGUAUGCAGUGGGGGAAACGGACCUGAGUGAAUCGGAGAAACUUUAUGGGUUGACUCAAUGCACCAGGGAUCUGUCUAGCACCGAUUGUAAGAAGUGUCUUGACGGCAUAAUUGGUGAACUUCCAAGUUGUUGUGACGGGAAAGAAGGAGGAAGAGUUGUGGGUGGAAGUUGUAACUUCAGAUAUGAGAUAUACCCGUUUGUUAAUGCUUAAAGUUUGACAUCCGGGAUUUAUGGAUCAUCCCUACUAUUUUAUAUCAGAUAAAUAAAUGGUUGCAAAAAGAAACAUCAUAGCCUUAUACUGGGGUGAGAUGAGAUGGACUUGCACCCACUAAUUGUGUCUUUUCUACGUUCCAGUCAUCAAUACAGAUGUUGUUUUAAAUUAUAUGUAUAUAUUAUAUAGUUAAUAUUUCUUGUUGAA
Mangifera indica (mango) is the source of this 959-nucleotide messenger RNA. Its product is annotated as cysteine-rich repeat secretory protein 38-like. The transcript has a single exon. The record is from RefSeq and is a predicted model, not a curated record. Lineage: Eukaryota; Viridiplantae; Streptophyta; Magnoliopsida; Sapindales; Anacardiaceae. Bases 24 to 752 code for a protein of 242 amino acids.